Castor canadensis (American beaver) is the source of this 966-nucleotide messenger RNA. Lineage: Eukaryota; Metazoa; Chordata; Mammalia; Rodentia; Castoridae. The record is from RefSeq and is a predicted model, not a curated record.
AUGUCCUUCAGUGCCACCAUUCUCUUCCCUCCAAGUGGCAGCGAGGCCAGAUGCUGCUGUGCCUGUAAGAGCGAGAGUGGUGGGGGCAGCACUGGCUCUCAGGGCGGUAAUCCUCCUGCCAGCACCCCCAUCACGGUGACCGGACAUGGCCUGGCGGUUCAGAGCUCGGAGCAGCUCCUUCACGUCAUCUACCAGCGGGUGGAUAAGGCAGUAGGCCUGGCGGAGGCCGCUCUGGGGCUUGCGCGGGCCAACAAUGAGUUGUUAAAACGGCUCCAGGAGGAAGUGGGUGAGCUACGGCAAGGGAAAGUGGGCACCCCUGAUGAGGAUGGGGAGAGCCAGGCUCACAGCCCCCCACGCGAGGAGCCGGGGCCUCUCAAGGAGAGCCCCGGGGAAGCCUGCAAGACUCUGUCUGCCGUGGAGGAGGAGUGCGACAGCGUGGGCAGUGGCGUGCAGGUGGUGAUCGAGGAGCUGCGGCAGCUGGGGGCAGCCUCGACCGUGGGGCCUGGGCCCGUGGGCUUCCCAGCCUCUCAGCGCGACGUGCGGCUCCCUGGAUGCGCCCUGGCACCCGGCGAAGGGACCCCGCUGCUCAACCCGCUGGUGGAUGAUUACGGGACCACUGAGGGUGCAGUCCAGCGAGUGCUGGUCCCAGCUUAUGCCAAGCAGCUUUCACCAGCUACACAGCUGGCUAUACAGCGGGCAUCCUCAGAGACUGGGCCAGAAAAUGGAACCAAGAUGCCACCUCCUCACCCAGAGGACAUGCUCAGUGCUGCUGCCACAUUGGACAGUACCUUGGAGGAGUCAGGCCCUGGGAGCACUGGGGAGCUGAGACACUCUCUGGGUUUUACUGCUUCCCCGUGCAGGAUCAGAGGGAGCGGGCAGAAGAACUCCAGGCGCAAGCGGGAUCUGGUACUCUCCGUAAGUGAGCUCAAUUUCAAUCACUUUUUUUCAGUCUGGAAAGAGAAGUGA